Molecule: messenger RNA, 513 nt
Organism: Colletotrichum graminicola M1.001
Lineage: Eukaryota; Fungi; Ascomycota; Sordariomycetes; Glomerellales; Glomerellaceae
Product: cytochrome c oxidase subunit IV
Exons: 3
Coding region: 1-513 (170 amino acids)
Biological process (GO): mitochondrial electron transport, cytochrome c to oxygen
Source: RefSeq, a predicted model, not a curated record
AUGUUGCGAACCCCGACCGUUUCUCUGGCCCGCACCGGCCUGCGCGCCGCCCAGCAGACCUCCGUCAUCCGCCGCGCCGCCACCACCCACGCCAUCUCCAACCCGACGCUCGCCAACAUCGAGAAGAGAUGGGAGGGCAUGCCCCUCCAGGAGCAGGCCGAGCUCUGGAUGGCGCUGAGGGACCGCAUGAAGGGCCCCUGGUCGGAGCUGACUCUUCAGGAGAAGAAGGCUGCCUACUGGAUCGCCUUCGGUCCCCACGGUCCCCGCGCCGGCACCCCCGCCGGUGAGGGCACCCGCGUCUUCUGGGGUGUCGCCGCUUCCGUCGCUGCCAGCUUGGCCAUCUUCGCCUCCAUCCGCGCCUUCGCCGGCGCUCCCCCCGACACCAUGACCAAGGAGUACCAGGAGGCUUCUAACGAGUACCUUAAGAACCAAAAUUCCGACCCCAUCACCGGUAUCUCCUCCGAGGGCUACUCCGGCAAGGGCAUGGUCCAGUCUCCUCCCAAGACCAAUUAA